This is a messenger RNA of Populus trichocarpa (black cottonwood), 2266 nucleotides long. RefSeq names its product ubiquitin domain-containing protein DSK2a. Bases 285 to 1976 code for a protein of 563 amino acids. Gene Ontology annotation, cellular component: cytosol. Gene Ontology annotation, molecular function: polyubiquitin modification-dependent protein binding. NCBI's taxonomy places the organism in Eukaryota, Viridiplantae, Streptophyta, Magnoliopsida, Malpighiales, Salicaceae. The transcript has 8 exons. Gene Ontology annotation, biological process: ubiquitin-dependent protein catabolic process. The record is from RefSeq and is a predicted model, not a curated record.
UCCUGCAAAAGAAAAGAACAUUCUACAUUUAUUAUAUAUAAAAAAACCCCAUAAAAACUCGAAACCCUCGAUCGCCCUAUCUCUCUCUCUGCCCUUCCCAAUUUACUUUGAUUUCAAUUACUUUGAUUUCAAUUACUCUGAUUUCCAAUUCCUCUUUGAUUUCUCUUACUUCGAUCUCACAUUUACACAGAAACGGAAUCGCACUCUUUUUUUUUGUUAAAAGAAAAUUAAUUGAUUGAUUGUGGGGUUAGGGUUUUUGAUUGAUUAUUCUGUAUAAUAAUAAUAUGGGAGCUGCUGGCGAUUCGAGCGAGUCAAAAGUGAUUAAUGAACAGCAAGGGCAGGGAGAGGAGGGUGCUGUGGUGAUUAAUAUUCGGUGCUCUAAUGGUACAAAAUUUACUGUGAGGACGAGCUUGGAAUCAACGGUUGGGGUUUUCAAAUCUCUCUUGGCUCAAAAUUGUGAUGUCCCACCUGAUCAGCAGAGGUUGAUUUAUAAAGGUCGGAUUUUGAAGGAUGACCUGGCCCUUCAUAGCUAUGGUCUGCAAGCUGAUCACACCAUUCAUAUGGUUCGUGGUUUUUCCCCUGCUCCAUCAGCUCCUGCUCAUGCUCCUGCUCCUGUCGCUGCUGCUAACCCUGAAAAUCCUGAUACUACAACAGGGGUUACACGGGGUGUUGGUUCCAAUGAAGGUAGGGCCUUUGGACUUGGGGGUGCUGGUAUUGGGGCAUCUUUGUUCCCUGGACUUGGCUCGCUAGGUGGCAGCAGCCCAUCUGCUCUAUUUGGAGAUGGGCUUCCUGAAUUGGAACAAGUACAACAACGGCUGACUCAGAAUCCCGACAUGAUGAGGGAAAUAAUGAAUACACCUGCUAUGCAGAGCCUGAUGAAUAACCCUGAGUUAAUACGGUCCAUGAUGAUGAGCAAUCCUCAGAUGCGUGAGAUUAUGGACCGAAACCCUGAGCUUGCACAUGUUCUUAAUGAUCCAAGCAUUCUUAGACAGACAUUAGAAUCUGCUAGAAACCCUGAGCUCAUGCGUGAGAUGAUGCGACACACUGACAGGGCUAUGAGUAAUAUUGAAUCAACUCCUGAAGGAUUUAACAUGCUCCGGAGAAUGUAUGAAAAUGUUCAAGAACCAUUUUUAAAUGCCACAACAAUGGGUGGAAAUGCUGGCAAUGAUUUGGGUUCAAAUCCAUUUGCAACCCUAUUGGGGAACCAAGGUGGGACUCAAGUCAGGGACGCUUCAAACAACCCUUCAGCCACUGGUUCUGAAACAACCACAGGGCUUGCUGCUCCUAAUACAAACCCUCUGCCCAACCCUUGGAACAAUGCUGCUGGAGGAACCCAGACAAACUCUACUGCGAGGCCAAAUCCUGCUGGGAGGGCAUCAGGUCUUGGUGGUUUGGGUCUGGGAGGGCUUGGUCUCCCAGGAAUGGACAAUUUGUUCAAUAGCAUGCCUGAUUCGAAUCAAAUGACUCAAUUGUUGCAAAAUCCAGCUGUAUCACAGAUGAUGCAAAGCCUACUCUCCAAUCCUGAAUAUAUGAACCAGAUGCUCAACUUUAAUCCCCAACUACGUGGCAUGGUUGAUUCAAAUCCUCAGUUGAGAGAGAUGAUGCAAAAUCCUGAGCUUCUUCGCCAAUUAACUUCUCCUGAAACAAUGCAGCAAAUGCUAGCUUUACAACAGUCCCUUCUUCCGCAGCUCCGACAGCAGGCUACUCAGGAAUCAGCACAGCCUGGCGCCCCUACAGGAACACCUAAUAAUGCUGGGCUGGACAUGUUGAUGAACAUGUUUGGUGGUCUUGGAGCAGGCAGCUUAUUAGUACCUAACCAACCCGAUGUACCCCCAGAAGAACUUUAUGCAACUCAACUAUCACAACUACAAGAAAUGGGUUUCUUUGAUACCCAAGAGAAUAUCAGGGCAUUGCGGGCUACAGCUGGAAAUGUACACGCUGCAGUAGAGCGACUUCUGGGGAAUCUUGGCCAAUGAGUUGUUUUUGAAAGCAAAACCUUGGAAAUGAAAGAAGGGAUCUUUCUGAGCAAGGGUUCGUGUUUUUCCAUGUUUAAGUCUCUGAAAAUGUCUAUAGCAGAAUUGCCGCUGCUAGGACACAAAAGUAGAAAAAACAUAAAAAAAAUGUACAAAUUGGUAUUCUUUCAUAUGGCAACUGCAUUUGAUCCUCCUUUUCUUCUCUUCCCUCUUCUUCAGUUUCUUCGAAACCUCCUUUCUCUAUGUAGAAAAUUUUAUUAAUGAUCGACAGUGGAUGUAUUUUACAGCUCAAA